UCAAGAUACUUGCGAAGUUGAUACAAUAAACAAUAUUAAUAUUUUAAACAGUACUUAUUUGGAUCCAGAUCAAGAAUAUGCCUUACUUGAUAAUGAAAGUAAUUGCAGUUUUACUGAUCAAUCCUUUGAAAUAUCCAGAAUACCUACUACAGAUAGUAGUAGAAAUGAAAAUAUAUAUUUGGAUAUAUUUAGUAAUAAAGUAGCCUAUGAAUUGGCAUUAGAUUAUUUUAAAACAUUAUCUAAUAAUAAUGAAAUACAGAAUGAUAUUGAUUGGUUAUCUAGUAAUUUAGAUAAGUUAACAGAUACCGAAUCAUCUUGUAGUUUUCCAUUAUCAGUAGAGGAAAAUAAAGUAAAUUAUGAAAUUAAAGAAAAUGAAUAA
Scutellospora calospora is the source of this 379-nucleotide messenger RNA. Lineage: Eukaryota; Fungi; Glomeromycota; Glomeromycetes; Diversisporales; Gigasporaceae. The record is from the annotation of a GenBank genome assembly.